Molecule: messenger RNA, 1876 nt
Organism: Blepharisma stoltei
Lineage: Eukaryota; Ciliophora; Heterotrichea; Heterotrichida; Blepharismidae
Source: the annotation of a GenBank genome assembly
AUGGAUAACCUCUUGAAAUUAAUUACAGAGGAACUCUAUGGCACAAUACCAUCACAAAUUGUCUUUCUUUUAGCAUCAAGAAAUCAAAUGCAGCUAAAGCAGAUUCAAGUAGCAACAGGACUUAACCUUUCUGACAUAAAAAAUGCCUUGAUUUUACUUAUUCAGCAAAACAUCAUCUAUAAGGAAAACUCUGAAAAACCCAAAAAAUCCCAUUCAACCUCUAACACUGCCACAAAUGGAAUAAAAAAUUUAGCAUCUUCACUUCAGGAAAAAACAGACAAAAAAACAGCCCAAAUUUCGACUUACUCUAUUCAUCCUGAAGAAAUUUUAAGCAGGGUCAGAUUUCCCAGAUUUAUUAAGCUGAUGAAUCAAAAAUUCAAUGAAAAUGGGAUUAUUGAAGAAAUUUUGGAAAAUGGCUGCAUGACUGUAGCGCAGAUGAUAGAAGUUUCACCAGUUUAUAAGAGAAAAGCUGAUAACAACCAUUUGACAAAUUUGAUAAAUUCUUUGAUAGAGAGUGAGUACUUAAUUCCUGUGGAUCCUAAUUUUGAGCUUGGGGAAAAUAUCGAAGUCAAAAAAGAGAAGAAAAACCUUGGAAAGCCGAGGAAAAGAGUGAAAAUUGAUCCAGAAAUUAAAAACGAGCCACAAAUCUCCAGUGCAAUUCCUAGCAGCAGCAGCAAUAAUAGUGUGCAUUAUAGACUUAACUUUCAGAAGCUGAACAGAGAAAUCAUUAGUGAAAUGAUUGGAAAUUUAGCAAACUUUAAAGUGAAUAUAGAAGCAUCAGUGAUAGCAGAAACUCUUUAUAAACUUGGGCCGCAUAGGCAAUUUUCUAUCAAUGAAAUUAUAGAAAAUCUUCCACCGAAGCCAAAAAUAAAUAAAAACAACGUCGACACCUUAUUAGAACAAUUAGAAAGAGCAAAACUCGUUACACUAAUUCCCCCCACUUUAAAUUGGAACAAAAAAUCUUAUUCCAAUUUAAGGUGUUAAUUUUUUUUUAAAAACAUAAUUAUAUUUAAAUUUUUCUAUAUGCAAAAUAUAAAUUGAACACAAUACCUUGAAUAUUAAAUAAUCUAAUAAAGAAAUAAUUAAAUAAAUUAAUCGAUUGAGUGUGAAAAAUGUUUAAAUAGUAUGCUACUAACACUUUUUCCAUUAAAUAGGUCAAAAUUAAUUUACAAAAUUAGUAUUUUCAUCUUUAAUUUUUCAAAAUAUUUUUUAAAAAUUUUUAAAAUUUAAAUUUGAGCACAAUGCUUUGAAUUUUAAUUUAUUUUUAUGGAGAAUCAAAUAAAAUCCUUAAUCGAUUCAGUGCGAAAGCUGUUUAAUAACAUUGAACUCCCAAAAAAUACAAAAUUAACGAUGUUUUGUUUCAAUUUAAAGGGGAGUAAGUUCACAAACAACUUACUCUCUAGAUCUUCCGUCAAUUCGUUCAAUCCUCCAAAAUUCCACAAUAGAAAAAAUUAUUAAAGGCCGCUUUGGCGAUUAUCAUUCCCGUAUUUUCCGUGUUCUUAUUGCCAAGGGCUUGCUUGAUGAAAAAACCAUUUCAGAGCUAACUUUACUUCCUCCUCAAGAAGCUCGCAUUUGUAUAAACGACCUAUUUACUUCAGGAUUUUUGCAUUUAGUGCAGCUACCUACCUUAAUGGUUUAUGGAAUUAAGCCAGAACAAAUUAAGGAGGAAUUAACAAACCAAUUAUAUAUUUCAAUGCAAAAUCUUAAGCUUAGGCUCCACAGUGAAAUGGAAGAAGCUUGGAAUUUGGUUCAAAGGGUAGGAUCACUGACUAAUGAGGAGAAAUCACAAUUAGAAAGGUAUAAGCAGACAGAAGCUAGAAUAGAGAGCGCACUGCUAGAUAUUGAUAGAAGUCUUUUAAUUUUUAAAGAAAUUUAA